Hirsutella rhossiliensis is the source of this 2340-nucleotide messenger RNA. RefSeq names its product transcription factor TFIIIC complex subunit Tfc6. The record is from RefSeq and is a predicted model, not a curated record. Gene Ontology annotation, cellular component: transcription factor TFIIIC complex. The transcript is spliced from 2 exons. Lineage: Eukaryota; Fungi; Ascomycota; Sordariomycetes; Hypocreales; Ophiocordycipitaceae. Gene Ontology annotation, biological process: transcription by RNA polymerase III. Gene Ontology annotation, molecular function: protein binding. Bases 1 to 2340 code for a protein of 779 amino acids.
AUGAGGACACGGCGCUCGAACCGCACCAAGAGCUACACUGUUGAAAAAUACGACUUUGAGAGCAGCGAGGCAGAGGCAGAGGCAGAGGCGCCGCCCCGACGCCGCAAAAAAACCGUCGCCGACGAUGACGCGAGGGACGCAGAUUUUGACGAUGCUGCUGCCGCCAACAAGAAUGACGACAAGGGCGACGACGACAAAGAUGAAGACGUAGCAGGUCCAGUUCCGGGUCCAGAGGCGGACGCAGAGGCAGAUGCAGAGGCAGAGGCGGACGCAGAGGCAGAGGCAGAGGCAGAGACGGAGCAGCAGAAACCGUCCCGCCGCCGCGUCAAGAAGCCCUCCGUCAAGGCCCUCAAGGCCCAUCGCGCCGCCGCAGGCCCGGCCACCUACCGCGAACUCGAGCCCGUGCCCUCCGACAGCCACGCCGUCAAGAGCUACAUCGGCCCUUACGACCGCUGUCUGCGCGGCCAGUCGCUCAUCAAGAUGUGGUUCGGCCCGCACCAGGACGCCGUCCGCGACACCCAGCGCCUACUCGACCGCUGGACCGCAUGGCCCGUCUUGCCCCCAAAGGUCCUGCCGCGAGAGGUCGUGCCCGUAGGCGGCGACGGCGACGAUGACGGCGACGAGUGGCGUCCUCUUGGCGAAAAAAAUCUCUGGCUGAGUCCAGGCGCCGCCGAUAGGGAGGGCGAGUUGGCCCGGCAGUGGCGCGCCCAGCUCGGGACCGCAUCCUUUGCCGCCUCCAGGAUCUUGACGGAAAGCGCGGCGGCGCCCUACAUGCUCCCGGAUCGCCCCCUUUCCGUUCUCCUGGGGCCCUAUCCGGCUCAGCGCGUCGUUACCUUUCGGCCCGGCGAUGCGUGUUGCCUGUCGCGAGCGGGAGUCCCCCUUGACCAAGGCGACAGCAACAACAGCGAAGCAUCAGACGAAGACGAAGACGAAGACGACGACAAAGUCCCCAUUGGUUGGAUGAUCGACGCUGGCGGCAUCGUCGUCGGCAUGGACUGGGCGCCGAGCGAUCAACAGGACCCCCAGCAGAGCCAGCUCCUCGCCCUAGCCGUCGUCCCGCACGUCGACCAGGAGACGUACGACUAUGAGACGGAGCACCAGAAACCCGACUUUCAGCGCCACGGCAUCGUCCAGCUCUGGGCCCUGGGCGCCGAGCGCCUGGCCAACGGCAUCGUCAGGCCCUCGACCCGCCAGCGCCCGACGCUGCGCAGGAGGCUCUGCUUCGACGGCGGGCGGGCGCGCAGGGUGAGGUGGAGUCCUGCCGGUGGGCAUCUGGCCGUUCUCUGCGGCGAUGGAAGCGUGCAUGUCUUGGAGAUUGGCGACGAGGACACAGACGGGGCAUACGAAAAGAUUGAAGAACCGCUCGCCACCCUGGCCCUGUGGGACGAAGACGGCAUUAAGGCAACAUCCAUGGCCUGGGCCACGUACAACCGGCUCGUCGUCGGCUACUCGGACGGCUCCCUCGCCCUGUGGUCCAUCCACCCGGCGCGCCUCCUCGGCCGGCACCCCGUGCACCACAGCGAGGUCGUCGACGUGGCCACGGGUGCCCCGACGAUGCCGUACCUGGUGGCCUCGUCGCCCGUCGGCGGCUCCGUCAAGCUCGUUGACGUGUGCUCGCCCGGCUGCGAGACGACCGAGGUGCAGAUCAACGCUGUCAACAGCCAGCCCAACAUGCUGGCCUGGAGCGACCACGUGCUCGGCUUCUUCUCCUCGUACCCGUCCGCCAACGCCCUCAACACCAUGGUCGGCUUCGUCCACCACCGCCACUUCCCCAUUGUCCGCCGCAUCUUCACCGGCGAGUGCUUCCUCUCGUGCAUCGCCGUCGGCCGCACCCACCCCUACCUCCUCGUCGGCACCUCAGACGGGUCCCUAUGGAGCCUGAACCCGCAGUGCGAGCUCUUCAAGGCCCGCCGGCCCGCCCAGGACCGCAUCCGCAUCUUCCAGCACGAGCACCGGCCCCCCGGGCUCAUGCCCCGGGACUCGCCCGCGCCGGCACGCGGGGCGUCGAGGAUUCUGCACGGGUUCACCAUGGAAAAGAAUCUGCACGCCAUGUCCGAGGGCAGGGCGCCCACGGCCAAGAAAGGGGCCAAGAAGGGCAAGAAAAAGGACGACGACGACGAUGACGACGACGAUGACGACGACGGAGCCGAUGAAGCGGGGGGCGGUGGCGACGAGCCGUUUUCCCUCAUGGACCCGACCCGCGGCAUCUUGCACGAGCCCCUGACGAGGAUCACGGCGGUCGAGUGGAACCCGAACCCAGGCUUCGGCUGCUGGGCGGCGGCGGCUCUGGGGUCGGGGCUGGUGCGCGUGCUGGAUCUCGGACUUGAGAACGCUCGCUGA